Molecule: messenger RNA, 2179 nt
Organism: Plectropomus leopardus (leopard coralgrouper)
Lineage: Eukaryota; Metazoa; Chordata; Actinopteri; Perciformes; Serranidae
Source: RefSeq, a predicted model, not a curated record
UUAGGCCGGGAGGGUCGCAGUCAUGUCCGGACAGCCUAGAUUCGUGAGCCCGUUUUACAGACCGCAGUGCCUGGCUGCUGCGGCUCCGGCGGGGAAAGCCAAGCUCACACACCCGGGAAAGGCGAUCCUGGCAGGUGGGAUAGCAGGAGGCAUCGAGAUCUGCAUCACCUUCCCCACAGAGUACGUAAAAACACAGCUGCAGCUCGACGAGAAGGCAAAUCCUCCCAAAUACAAAGGCAUCGUGGACUGUGUGAAGCAAACGGUGAACGGUCAUGGGGUCAGGGGUCUGUACAGAGGACUGAGCUCGCUGCUGUAUGGCUCCAUACCCAAGCAGCUUGUAAAAUUUGGGGUGUUUGAGUUCCUCAGUAAUAAGAUGCGCGAUGAAAGUGGAAAACUAGACAGCAAGCGGGGAUUCCUCUGUGGCCUCGGGGCCGGAGUCGCAGAGGCCGUGUUCGUAGUGUGUCCGAUGGAGACAGUUAAGGUCAAAUUCAUCCACGAUCAGACAUCAGCAAACCCAAAGUAUAAGGGCUUUUUCCACGGAGUGAGGGAGAUUAUUAGAUCUGAAGGACUGAAGGGGACUUAUCAAGGCCUGACAGCCACCGUGUUGAAACAAGGCUCCAAUCAGGCCAUCCGCUUCUACGUCAUGACUUCCCUGAGGAACUGGUACAAAGGCGAUGACCCCAACAAAUCCAUUAACCCUCUGAUGACUGGACUGUUUGGAGCUUUUGCUGGAGCUGCCAGUGUGUUUGGAAAUACUCCGCUGGACGUCAUUAAGACCAGAAUGCAGGGUCUGGAAGCUCACAAGUACAAAAGCACGCUGGACUGUGCUGUCAAGAUCAUGAAGCACGAAGGACCAAUGGCGUUCUACAAAGGUACUGUCCCCCGGCUGGGUCGGGUGUGUAUGGACGUGGCCAUCGUCUUCAUUAUCUACGAGGAGGUUGUGAAGGUCCUGAACAUUGUUUGGAAGACAGACUGAGACGGACGUCCUGGUGCUACACAACGAGCAGGCGUGUUAGGACGGGCCACUCACGUUACUAACCGGGCCACGUCCCAACCCAAUCUCCUUAAACCCUGCUUCUAGGUUCUAAUAUCUACCUCUUAGUGAUUUUCAGAGAGAGAGAGAGAGAGGGAUCGGUGUGUUCUUGAUUUUAUUUAUAACACAGCAACAAGCGGAAGCGUUACCUGCAUGAAAAAAGCUCAAGAUUGCAGAGUCGCUGCUCAUAUUUGCUGUUUUUUUCUUAAAUUCCAGAAAGGGGGCAGUUCCUUAAGGGCUCAGGGGCAUUUAUUUAGAUCUGAAUCGACUCGAGAAAUGGGAACAGACAACUAGAGCGCUUUGAGCUCAGUUAUACUGAUGCUGUAUGUACUUAAUCAACAACAAAAAACAACCAGACCCAACACAAUGUGAUUUAGACUCUGUAGGAAAAGAUUCUACUUGAAAUGAGAGAAAAUGCCAGAUCAAACAUUUUAAAGCCCUCUUUUUAUGCAAGUAUUUUGAUUUUUUUCCCUUUAAACUAUUAUUUUAUUCAUCAUCUGAUAAAAUAAUUUAUAUUCAGAUGUCACACGCCGCAGAGGCUACAGGUACAUUCAGAACUAAAUGCCUUAAAUUCAGAUGAAUCAAUAUUGUAAGAUCCACAGAGAGGCAGCUUUUUAAUUAUGUUGCAUACGACUUCUUUUCAAAAAAAUGCACAUUUUCCACAAAACAGUAGUUAAAAAAGUUCACUUAAGUUGCAGAGAUGUUUUAAAUCAUUUAGCUUUUAACUAGAAGGAUGCUCUAAAAAGUGCCUAUGUAUUGUGUGAUUCAUUUUGAGUCUUUUUUGAGAUUAAGAAUGAUUGAUUGUUGUAUGUACUUAGUCACUACAGAUUUUUUUUUUAAUAAUGUAUUUACUUGCACACGUUGCUGUGGUGCCAGAUGUUUAAUUCCAGGCAGUUUCUGAAGUAUUUCCAAGAUGUUCAUAUCUUCAAAAUGUCAUCGUAACUGUUGAAUUUUUGCCUUUAAAUUUGACAUUAUUGCAUAGACUGUUUGAGAAGUGCCAUUAACAGUGCCUUCCAUCUCAUUCCAGAGUGCUUUAGAAUAGCUUUUAUUGCAGAUUUUUAAUUUUUAAACGACAUUAAUUGCCUUUUACUUUUUACACCAACUGAUGACCCAAUGUGCCAACUGCUGCUCAUAAAUAUAUAUAUA